AUGCACGUUAAAAACAAACAUGGAUUGACUGGUGGAGAUCUCCCUAAUACUAAUCCCACCGGUAGCCGAUUACCUGAUCAUUUUAGAACCAAAACAUCAUCAUCUUCCGGUGUCCAGUCGCCACUGCCGGGCCCUUCCGGUGUCCAGUCGCCGCUGCCGGGUCCCUCCGGUGUCCAGUCGCCGCUGCCGGGUCCCUCCGGUGUCCAGUCGCCGCUGCCGGGCCCUUCCGGUACUGGCCAACCAACGGGAGAACAUACCUAUUCGGAUGAUGUGAGCUUGGGAGGAAAUGCUAACGUGAGAAACAUAUAUCCACAUUUCAGUGACAAUAGUGACAUACUCACUUUUUUUGCCAGCUCCAAAACGGAAGUGAUGAAACAUUUAAAACUGUUGUGUGAGAGAUUGAACGGAAUUAAGUGGUAUCUUAACAUUCGUGUUUCAUUGGAAAAGGAAACUAGAGAAGGUAAUGUAGUCCAGACCACCCCACAUUUCUUGAGUAAAGCAUACAUAUUGAUGCCAAAUGAUUCUGGUCUAGAACACGAUAUCAAUGCAGCUUAUCAGAAAAUGUUUGCCUCGAUUGAGGAAUUCGUUCGUAAGGGGUCUGCAUGGGUACUCAAGAAAAUCAUCAAAUUAGAAAUACACGUUGCAAAUUACUCACCUUUGAGUGGCACUUCCUACAUACCGACCCCGACUACUUUUAAACGUCACAAAAUAGUAAAUGUCUGUAAUCGUGACGAAAAAUGCUUCUUAUGGUCCGUUUUGGCAUCUCUCCAUCCUGCCGAUACCUUACCCGAACGCGUCUCCCAUUACGAGAAGUACGAAAGCGAACUAGAUAUGACAGGUAUCCAAUAUCCAGUCUCCAUCUCCCAAGUACAAAAGUUUGAAAGACAGAACGACGUAUCGGUAAACGUGUUUGGGCUCGAGGACAAAACCGUCUAUCCCAUGCAUGUGACCAAGACGAAACAGUCCCGUCACCAUGUCAAUCUGCUCUUUUUACAAGAAGGUGUAAAAACCCAUUACUGUUUGAUUCCAAAUUUAAAUAUGUUUUUGAGCAGAACGAAAAAAGGGCAUAAUCUGACACAUUUUUGCCAGCAUUGCCUGCAAGGUUUCACGAGUAGUGUUUUAUUAAACAAACACGUGGAACUGUGUUCCACUCACAAGACACAGAGAGUAGAGUUCCCCAGUGAAGACGACGCUCUGUUGUCGUUUGGAGACUUUCAGAAACAAAUGAAAGUGCCAUUCGUAAUCUAUGCCGAUUUCGAAACAUUUGUAGAGAAAAUGGACUCAUGUGAGCCCAACCCAGACCUUUCAAGCACGACUAAGAAUACAAAAUUCAAACCCUGUGGGUUUGGAUACCAAGUCGUGUGUAUGGAAGAUAGAUACACCAAACCACCCGUCAUUUACAGGGGGGCUGACGUUAGCAAAACGUUUUUGAAAUGUAUCAUAGAGGAAGAAAAACGAAUUAAGGAAGUUUUAAGCCACCCAGAACCGCUAGUCAUGUCUCUCCAGGACGAGCAGUCGUUUAUGGAGAGUACUCGGUGCCAUAUCUGUGGUAAACAUUUUACAGAACAAAGUACUGUGGUACGAGAUCACUGUCAUUUGAGUGGGAAAUUUCGCGGCGCCGCUCACAACGAAUGCAAUUUGAAGUAUAAAUACCCCACUCACAUACCUUGUGUGUUUCAUAACCUAAAGGGGUUCGAUGCUCACAUCCUGACGGAAAGCGUGGGCCUAUUUAAAGACCGCAAUAUCAACUGCAUUCCAAACAAUACAGAAAAGUACAUUUCGUUUAGUCUUGGCGAUAUUAGAUUCAUAGAUUCGUUUCAAUUCAUGUCUCAGAGUCUAGAGACUUUGACAGAAAAUCUUGCCAAAGAGGGUUUGACGAAAUUCAAUAACUUCUCUAGGGAGUUUACCGAAUCAGACGCCAAAUUACUACUAAGAAAAGGGAUAUAUCCCUACGAAUACGUAGACACUGCCGAUAGAUUCUCAGAACAAAAGCUCCCCUCAAAAGAGAAAUUCUACAGUUCGCUGAGUCGAUCAGACGUGACAGAUGCUGAUUACGCGCAUGCACAAUCCGUAUGGGAGAAACUGAACAUUCGAGACCUCGGUCAGUAUCACGACCUCUACCUCAAGACGGACGUACUACUAUUGGCCGAUGUCUUUGAGAACUUCAGAAACAUGUGUCUCGAUUGUUAUGGGUUAGAUGCGGCUCACUUCUAUACCAGCCCAGGGUUGGCUUGGAGUGCAGCCUUAAAAAUGACGGGAGUGAGGUUAGAACUCAUCAGAGAUCCAGACAUGUAUCUCUUAUUUGAAAACGGAGUGAGAGGUGGAGUUAGCAUGAUAUCAAACAAAUACGCUCAAGCUAACAAUCCUUACAUUCCAGAAACGUACGACCUCUCCCAACCACACUCGUACAUCAUGUACACAGAUUGUAAUAAUUUGUACGGGAAGGCCAUGUUGGAGUCGUUACCCGUCGGCGGGUUUCGGUGGGUGGAGAAUCCACACACAUUUGACAUAACCAAAGUCUCCAAAGACGGAGACUUGGGAUAUGUACUCGAAGUAGAUCUGGAAUACCCAGACGAACUUCACGACAGCCAUUCCGAUUACCCCCUCGCACCGGAACGCAAAAAAGUCUCCGACAAUGAAUUGUCACCAACUAGUAAACAGCUGUGGAAAAGUUUACAUCCUAGCCCCAAACACACUGGUGACACAUUAUACGGGCGCGUUCCGACAGAAAAACUGAUUCCCACAUUAGAAAACAAGACGAAAUACAUCUGCAAUUACAGAAAUUUGCUGUUGUACGUGAAACUGGGUCUCAAAGUCACCAAAAUUUACAGAAUCCUAGAAUUCAAACAGAAACCUUGGUUACGCCCGUACAUACAAUUCAACACGUCAAAAAGAGCGGCAUGUACGAAUGAGUUCGAGAAAGAUUUCUUUAAACUCAUGAACAAUGCCGUGUUCGGUAAGACGAUGGAGAACGUGCGCUCCAGAGUCGAUAUCAAGCUGGCACACACGGAAAAGAAACUCAAAAAGUACGUGGCCAGACCUUCAUUUCAAAGGUUUACUAUCUUUAACGAAGAUUUAGUAGCCGUUCAAAACGACCAAGUCAAACUCGUACUAAACAAACCAGUAUAUGUAGGACAGACCAUUCUAGAUCUGUCCAAGUGUAUCAUGUACGAGUUUUAUUACAAGUACCUAAAACCGAAAUACGGAGAUGGAAUCAAGCUACUCAUGACGGAUACGGACAGUCUUUUGUACCACGUCCAAUGUCCGGACGUCUAUGACGACAUGUAUCGGGACAGACAUCUGUUUGAUCUGUCCAAUUAUCCGAUCGACCAUCGCUGUCAAGACACAAGAAACAAAAAGAUACCGGGAUAUUUCAAGGAUGAAACGGGAAGUGAGCCCAUUGCAGAGUUCGUAGGACUUCGUGCCAAAAUGUAUUCGUACGUGUACGCCGUGAGAAAUAGAACUGAAAUAGAAAAUCUGGUAGUCCUAUGGAACGACAUGAAAGAAAAACAGGUAGCUAAAGGUAUCGCAAAGGCGACCAUCAGACGUGAUCUUAGGCACGACAUGUACAGAGACUGUUUAUUCGCCGACAAAACGAAAAUGUGCAAAAUGAAUUCCAUCAGAAGCGAUAAACACCAGCUGUACGUGUACACCGUCAACAAAUCGGGCCUGUGUUCCUUCGACGAUAAGCGCUGGGUCUUACCCAAUCGGUGCGAUACGCUUUCAUUCGGUCAUUAUAUGAUAUCUGCAAUGGGUUGGCAAUAA
Molecule: messenger RNA, 3765 nt
Organism: Mizuhopecten yessoensis (Yesso scallop)
Lineage: Eukaryota; Metazoa; Mollusca; Bivalvia; Pectinida; Pectinidae
Exons: 1
Coding region: 1-3765 (1254 amino acids)
Source: RefSeq, a predicted model, not a curated record